This is a messenger RNA of Sphenostylis stenocarpa, 1455 nucleotides long. The record is from the annotation of a GenBank genome assembly. NCBI's taxonomy places the organism in Eukaryota, Viridiplantae, Streptophyta, Magnoliopsida, Fabales, Fabaceae.
AUGAACAACAACGUCAUCAGGUCUCAGGAUCAACCACGCUCAAGACCAGCCAAGCCAGUCACCAUCCAUGGCUGCGCCCUCUCCGGUGACCUCGUCGGACUCCAGAGGCUACUUCGAGAUAACCCUUCUCUACUCAAUGAGAGAAACCCUGUUAUGGCACAGACACCACUUCAUGUCUCUGCUGGUAACAAUAGGACAGAGAUAGUUAAAUUUCUUCUUGAUUGGCAAGGGCCAGAUAGGGUUGAGAUGGAGGCCAAGAAUAUGUAUGGAGAAACUCCGUUGCACAUGGCAGCAAAGAAUGGGUGCAAUGAAGCCGCACAAUUACUUCUAGCUCGUGGUGCUAUUGUUGAAGCCAGAGCAAAUAAUGGUAUGACUCCUUUACAUCUUGCUGUUUGGUACUCACUGCGGGCGGAGGAAUUCUUAACUGUGAAAACAUUGCUUGAGUACAAUGCUGAUUGCAGUGCUAAGGAUGAUGAGGGAAUGACUCCUUUAAAUCAUCUAUCCCAAGGGCCUGGAACUGAGAAACUUAGGGAACUAUUACAUUGGCAUCUUGAAGAGCAGAGGAAACGACGAGCCAUUGAAGCUUGCGGCGAAACCAAAGCUAAAAUGGACCAGCUUGAGAAGGAACUAUCCAAUAUUGUGGGUCUUAAUGAUCUAAAGGUACAACUACGCAAGUGGGCAAAGGGCAUGCUUUUGGAUGAGAGACGAAGAGCUCUUGGCCUGCAUGUUGGCACAAGAAGACCACCUCAUAUGGCCUUUCUUGGCAACCCUGGAACAGGUAAAACAAUGGUAGCAAGGAUUCUUGGAAAAUUACUCCAUAUGGUGGGAAUUCUACCUACAGAUAAAGUAACAGAAGUACAGCGAACUGACUUAGUUGGCGAAUUUGUUGGCCACACUGGUCCAAAAACCAGGAGGAAGAUCAAUGAAGCAGAAGGGGGGAUUCUUUUUGUUGAUGAAGCUUAUAGAUUGAUACCAAUGCAAAAGUCUGAUGACAAGGACUAUGGGUUGGAAGCCUUAGAGGAGAUUAUGUCUGUCAUGGACAGUGGCAAAAUUGUAGUAAUAUUUGCUGGCUACAGUGAACCAAUGAAGCGAGUGAUAGGCUCGAACGAAGGUUUCUGUAGACGGGUGACCAAGUUUUUCCAAUUUAAUGAUUUCAACUCAGAAGAACUAGCACAAAUCCUUCACUUUAAGAUGCAUAAUUUAGGAGAAGAUAGUUUGCUUUAUGGAUUUAAGUUGCAUCCCCAUUGUAGUAUAAAAGCCUUAGCUGCACUGAUAAAAAGGGAAACAACAGAAAAACAGCGUAAGGAGACAAAUGGUGGUUUGGUAGCUACCAUAUUGGUUAAUGCUAGAGAAAAUUUGGACCUAAGGCUCAGCUUUGACUGUAUGGAUACAGAAGAACUUCUUACCAUCACUUUGGUAGAUUUAGAAGCAGGCCUUCAGCUAUUAACACAGUAA